Molecule: messenger RNA, 227 nt
Organism: Dentiscutata erythropus
Lineage: Eukaryota; Fungi; Glomeromycota; Glomeromycetes; Diversisporales; Gigasporaceae
Source: the annotation of a GenBank genome assembly
AUGACAUUUUUUAGUAAAAAAACAUUUGUAAAAAGAAACGAAACCAAAAGAUUAUCCAACCGAGUGUGCUUAUUCCUGAGUAAAUUCCCAUCCAAUGGUGCUUCCGAGGAGGGUAGGGUUGUUGUAGAUCGUUGCGGUUGCGGAAAUGGUGGAAGUUGGGAAAAAGAAGAAUUAGAAAUGGGAUUUUGGAACAUUUUAAUUCCACAGUGCUAUGAAGAUCCAAAAUA